AGAAUUUAAAGAUGCUGCUUUAAUUGCUUCUAAAUUAUGGAAAAAUCUUAAUCAUGAUAAACAAGAAUGUUAUAAAUUAAUUUCACAAUUACAUCGAUUUGGAUCUGGAUUAAAUCUAUAUGAUUUACCUUAUAUUGAAAAUAUUGAUACUCUGGAUUUAUGGUGGGGAUCAAUUAAAACAAAACCUAGACAUUUGGCUAAACUUGCUAUCUGA
Molecule: messenger RNA, 214 nt
Organism: Funneliformis mosseae
Lineage: Eukaryota; Fungi; Glomeromycota; Glomeromycetes; Glomerales; Glomeraceae
Source: the annotation of a GenBank genome assembly